Molecule: messenger RNA, 6879 nt
Organism: Cloeon dipterum
Lineage: Eukaryota; Metazoa; Arthropoda; Insecta; Ephemeroptera; Baetidae
Exons: 11
Coding region: 222-6185 (1987 amino acids)
Biological process (GO): protein localization to ciliary inversin compartment; proteolysis
Cellular component (GO): ciliary inversin compartment
Molecular function (GO): protein binding; cysteine-type endopeptidase activity
Source: RefSeq, a predicted model, not a curated record
AAAAUAAAAAGUCUAGCGAAAAGUCUUACUCUCGCGGGAGGCGAUUCGGCAAGCAGCCGCUCCGCACGCACGACACUUCACAGAUCGCUGCCGCGAGUCGCGAGUUUGCUUCUCCGCGCGGCGACCGGCCAGUUUCUUUCACUGAAAAUUGGGAGGGAAGCUGCCCUGAACAUUUUCCUGAGUUGUCCGACUAGAUGGCAGAUCAACAAUAAGAAGAUAAAAUGUCUGCGGGGCGAGCCAGGUUUGGGUAUUUCGUGUCGAAAGACCAAACUACACAAGACGCAGACAAUGUUUGUGUGCUCGUCGUGCACUACGACUUUAAGGACGCCAAGACUCAGCUACAAGAAUUAACUCAGCUGGAGAUAAAAAAAGACCUUAUCCGGGACGGUGAUGACACGGAUGUAAAGAAUCUGGAUGAAACCUUUGGAAAGAACCGGAACUGCAACUUCCGCAGUAUUUUGUCGCCGGAAAAAGGGAAGUUGCUCCAAUUUCUCUCCGAUCGAGAAAAACUGUUACAGGAAUUUGGCUGUUCAGACGUUCCAUCAGUGUUUGUGCUUUACAUUCUGUCUCACGGUGACAGAGAUGGAUUAAUAUUGACAGAUUACGUCAAGGACGAUGUUCGCAAGAUAGUGGAUGAGCGGCGUGACGGCCAUCUACACCUGAGCGAGUUAUUUGUUUCCUUCACAACAACAGACGUGUUCGAGUCUCUGAAAAAUCUGACUGGGUUUGACGAAUGUCUUAAAUUAAUAAACUUCGGAUCAUGUAGAGGGGAGCUGAAGGACACAAUUUUUCCCGCAAUAGUUGAUAAUUUCAAUAACGCAAACUCUUGUCGAAUCACCUACAGCCCUCUGACGAGAAACACGGUUGUGUUCUUCUCAACGGUCGAAACGACCUUGGCCAAUCGAGACCCGGCAACAGGAACAACUUUCAUCCACCUUACUUGCAAGGUUCUAAAUUCUCUUGAGAAGGACGAGAGUCUCAUAAAUGUCCUGACAUAUAUUCAAAAUGAAAUUCACAAAGAUUCGGUCAAAGGGACCGCUGGACAGACUCCAGAGGUGAAGAUGUUUUCCCAGGACAGAAGUUUUGUAUUCUCAAAGAGUCCUCGGGAUUCCUCGAAAUCUGACGCAAUGAGCAUCAAACGCGAGUUUUACUCUUGGAAAUCAAGCACAGGGGAAAAUAUGCGACGCCGCCUUGCGCUUCUCUUUUCCGCUGUCACAGAGGGAAACAAGCAGUUGAAUGAAGUGCAAACCGCGCUGUCCCAAAACCUAGAUUUCGAGACCAUUAAACUGAAGCUGAGUGGAAAAGCAUGGACGUCCAUUAAUGAAGGUUCCUCGUGGCGAGACUUCGACAUUGGCUGCAUUUUUCUGAUAUUUUUUGGCCUUGUGACUAAAAACUUGGAAACGAAUGAGGUUUGCGUACAAGUGGACGGUCGAGAAACUGCGGUAUCUGAAAUACUGCGCGAGUUUAUCGGGCCAAAAAACGACCAAUGGAUUGGAAAACCCAAAAUAUUAUUCCUUUUGAACCAGGAAACGAGUUCUUCUGCUGACGCGUCCGGAUUUAUACAGCCUUACAUGAGAAUAUCAGCAACAAACCACAGUGGAUGGUUAGUCCUAGUUUUGCACAACAAGGAUGAUCUUCAAAAGCUGAUCGAAAUCUUCAAUGGGCAAAAGGUGAAAACGGAGAAGAGUCUGCAAGAACAUCUCGGAAAUCUGCUUAUUUCCGAAUCAAAGGAAAAUCGGGAUUUUCUUAACUCGACGCUCCAGUAUCCUCUCAAUUUUCCUGACUGGCCCAGUUCUUUUGUUCAACUUAGCUUUUCAGUGACAAAUUCUCAAAAAAACAAAGAAUAUGACGUCAGUUUCGACAGCUUGGUGAACAAAUCAGCAAAAGAAAAACAAAUUUGGCUCUUGAGUUCAGUCGCAGGAACAGGAAAGACGACAGUUCUCAGGGAAAUGGCUUUUCAACUCGGGAAACUAAAUCCACAAUUCCAAAUUUUACGCGUUUCUCUCCCGAGAGUUCCGUUCAGUUCUCUAGACAGGAAUGUGACUGAGAUUGAAUUUCUCGUGAAAGCCACUCAGAAUUCGAAAGAGGAAAUCAUAAAAAGCAUAGAACACAAGCAAUGUGUUGUGAUACUUGAUGGGUUCGAUGAAAUCAUCCGUCCUGAUAACCAAGAAAAAACACUGAAAGUGAUCGAAGCUCUAGAAAAGAAACAGAUAUCCGUAUGGAUCGGAACGAGACCUAACGCAGCAGAAGCAAUCAAAAAUAGGAUAUCAAAAGCUGUUAUAGUAAAGAUUGAUCCCUUGAAAAAAAAGCAGCAAAUGGAGUUGUUUCAGCUGGAGACGGGCAAGAGUCGAGACGAUUGGGAAGAUUUCUUAAAAAAAAUGACAUCAAAGGACAUCUUGAGAAAUCCUUUGCACCUUUCUUUGGUUGCCAAGUACGGGGCCAAAGGAAACUUGUACCAAAUCUACGACAAGGUUGUACGGCACAAAGUGAAAGACACUCUGAUCAGGAAAGCAGUUGACAAGAACAAAGAAGCCGAUUUUGGAGAAAUAUUAGCCAUUGCUAUAUUAGAUCUUCAAAAGUUGGCAAGCAACCACUUCAGAGGAGUUGAACUUCCUGAUUACGUGAAAGACGACCUAGAAAAAAACAAUUACUAUGGCAUUGCCUCGUUUCAAAACAACCAUGGUUUUUUCAUUCAUCAGACUUUCGCCGAAUUUCUCGCAGCCCAACAUUUCCUACGUGAAAUCGAGAAUAGUGGCGAUUGCGACAUCCAAAGCAGCACUGAAAAUAUUGCAGAUUUAUUUUUAGGGGAAUCGUUUUCGUGGUGCAGAAAGUUUGUCGAUCUUUUCUAUUCCACAGUUUUGAAUGACGCGGAAAAAAUCGAAAAGCGCAGAGCAUCAAUUCUAAGAGUCAUGAAGUUGGAUCCAGAUAAUUUUUUGGGUUUGAUUGCUUCCGAUGGCUGCAUAAAUAUUUUCAAAAUGGUUUACCCAAUUAUCACCUUCAGUGAGAACCAAGUGGGAGACCGUAUUACUGUUGCAAAGGAUAGAACUCUUUUGUUCAAAGCAAUCAAAGGUGCGGAAGAAAUUGCAAUCAUGCUACUCGACACGGACUUAAUCAACAGUGAUGAUGAGUUGCUAAUAAUUUUACCUCAUCUGUUGAAUUUAGUAGCUGAAUCAAACGCAUGUCUCUUCUUUGAAAAACUGGAAACAAAAUUUCCAAGAUUGCCAGAGAUGAUCCACUCUAGAAGAUCUAUAAUAGCAGCCGGAGUGUUGGCAGCAAGAAAGAAUCACUGCGAAAUUCUUCAUCUGCUGCUGCAAAAUGGUGUCGACAAAGAUUUUCAAGGUGAUGAAGGUAGCGCCCUAUAUUUGGCUAUUUGGAAUGGAGAUAUAAAAUGCGUAGAAGUUUUGCUUAAGCAUGGCGCGAAAUUGGCCAUAGAUGAAGAUGGUGAAAGUUGGGACCCUUUGAUGAUGGCUGUAGAAGAAAAUGAUCUAGACCUGGUCAAAUUGUUAGUGGAGGAAAACAUCAGUGGACUGCAACGCAACAAAGAAACUUUCGAAAUCAAUGAAGUAGAAUCAGAGUUGAAUGUUUUACAUUUAGCUAUUCAAGAGGGGUUCAUAGAAAUAGCAAAAUUUCUUAUAGAAAAGAGUCCAGGUUUGAAAAACGUGGAAAAUGGUGAUGAUGAAAGUCUUCUACAAUUUUCGGCUAAAAAUGGAAAUUAUGAAAUGUGUCAAUGGCUUAUUGACGAAGGAGGGGUUGACGUGAACACCUUACGACGAAGUGGAGAUCCAAGAGAUUGGUCCAGGAAUGACGAGGACACAAGCGAUGGGUCCUCGGAUGACGAGGACACAAGCGAUGGGUCCUCGGAUGACGAGGACACAAGCGAUGGGUCCUCGGAUGUCGAAGACGACAAUAUAUGCAUGGACUAUUUCUUACUUCUGCAGAAGAGUGACAUUAACAUGACAGACGAGAGAGGAAAAACUGCUCUUCAUUGCGCUGCGGAACGUGGAUAUCUUGAACGUGUCCAAGAGUUGGUCAAUGCUGGCGCUAAUAUUCAAGCUGUAGACGAAAAUGGAUGGAAUGCUUUUCAUUUUGCUUGCAGCAGUGUGCGUUACUUUGAUGAUGAUGAUGAAAUGAAUGAGAUACAUGACAUUACAGUACAAAUUAUUCAAAAGUUGCACAGCACUGAUAGUCAGCUGGCCAAAGAGAAAACUGGAAGAGGUCAAACAGGGCUGCACAUUCAUCUGAAAUUCAGCUAUUGCUCGGUUAAAGUAACACGUUUUCUGGUCGAAGAGAUUGGAGUUGACGUAAAAGCAAAGGACAACAAUGGCUGCACUGCGUUGCGUAUUGCAGUUAACGAAGCAAAGGAUUCCGUUGACUAUUUGAUGGAAAAAGAUAUCGACCUGGAAGUAAAAACCAAACGGGGGCGAACAUGCCUUCAUUUUGCCGCUGAAAGGGGUGAUUUGGAUGCUCUGCAAACUUGGAUAGAACUGGGUGGAGACUUCAAUGUGGUUGAUGAAAAAGGGAUGACUGCGUUGCAUAUUGCUGCUGAAAACGGACAUUUGCAAUUUGUGAAAAAGUUUUUAGUCUGCGCGACCGAGGAAGUCCAAAAUCAAGAUCUUGGCGAGGGUUGUGUUGGAUCUAAACUGAAAGAGAGAUUAAACAGAUGUGAUAAUGAAGGAAGGACAGCACUGCAACUUGCUGCUGAAUCAGGAAAUGUUGAUUUGGUUAAAUUGUUGCUUGAAAAUAACGCUGAUUUAACUCACGCGGACAAGGUAGGAAGGACACCACUGCACCUUGCUGCUGAGUCAGGAAAUGUUGAUUUGGUGGAAUGGUUGCUAAAAAACAACGCAGAUUUAACUCAAAUGGAUAUGAAAGGAAAGAAUGCAAUCCACUACGCUAUCGAAAAUGAAAGAAUGUUACGAUUCCUCAAUGAGAAGAACGGAGAUCUUGUGAAGCAGCGUACAAAAUAUGGAGACACAACUCUACAUCUGGCAUUGAAAAGGAAUGGUGGUGUAACGGAAGAGAUCGCUCUGUGGAUUAUUGGACAAGUAGACGACGACGUUUUAAACGCAAAAAAUGAUUCUGGCGAAACACCACUCUUACUGGCUUGCAGAAAUGGGUGGUGCAGGGCCGCCGAAUUGCUGCUGAGCAGAAAUGUUGAGGUCAAUGUCUCGGACGCGAAUGGAAAAACUGCAAUGCACUACGCCGCAGAAUAUGUAAACUUGUAUUUACUGAAGCUUUUGCACGAGAAAGGUGUGGAUUUGACACUAAGAGACAACAAGGGAAUGAAUGCCUUGCACCACGCCGCAGAAAAAGGAAACUUGUCUUUAGUGAAGCUUUUGCACGAGAAAGGUGUGGAUUUGACUCUAACAGACAAUCAGGGAAUGAACGCAUUGCACCACGCACUCGAAAACUUUGAGGUAGUAUUAUUUCUUCACGAGAAAAACAAUGAGUUGUUGGGACAGCGUUUGCAAAACGGAGACACAGCCCUCCAUUUUGCAUUAAAAACGUGGGACAUUGACACUGACAUAAUUCGUUGGCUCGUUGAGCAAUGCGAAAUUGACUUGAAUGUAACAAACAGCGAGGGUGAGACACCGCUAAUGCUGGCUUGCAUGAAUAGAAGGUGGAAUGUUUCUAAAAUAUUGCUUGAUAAACGCGUCGAUAUACAUGUGAAAGAUAAAAACGGAAGAACAGCCCUGCACUACGCCGUUAAUUCAUAUCAUGAUUUGGUGCAAGAGUUGUGCAAAAGAGGCGCAGACUUGUCUUUUACAGACAACGACGGGAUGAACGCAUUUCACCAUGCGAUAACAAACUUUCAGAUGGCUUUAUUCAUUCAUGAGUUGAAUGGCGAUUUGGUUAAGCAGCGUUUGAACAAUGGAGAUACCUCUCUGCAUCUCGCAAUCAAAUUAGACGAGGACGACAGGGAUGAUGAGUUUCUUGUUUGGCUUGUGGAGCAAGGCGACGUUGAUUUCAACGUGACAAAUGCUUUGAACGAAACCCCGUUGAUUCUGGCUUGCAAGGAGAGAUGCUGGGACAAGAAAUUUUUUGAAAUACUUUUGUCAAAAAAUGUGGAUUUGAACAUAAGAGACAUUGAGGGCAAAUCUGCUCGUGACUACAUUGACGAAUCUUUUCCAUCUCAUUUACUUGAAAGGUUUGAUGAACUCGAAGAAGCGUCACCCAGCAAAUAAAUGCGAAUGAGUUAAAUUCACUUUUUCUUGCUCAGAAUUCGGACCAAUUUGCUUUUUGUUGCUUCAAUUUUAAUUUAAGUUUGCAAUUUCCAGAUUAGCGAAUAUCUUUGUUUUCAUCGUGUUUUCUGAAAUGGUGGCAUAUUUUUAAAAUAUCACUUAAUUUUAAUGAUUUUAAAUUUUGCAUACCAACAUUUUUAACUUCAUUGCAAGAAUAUAAGAGUUUUAAAGAACAUUGUAUUUUAUUUAGACAUUAUUUUUUCAUUUGAUAAAAUAAGUAUUAAAUAUGCAUAGUGUAUCGGUUUUUAUGUUAAAGUUGCUUACAAACCUUUAGUUUCUUUACUUUACUGGCGGUAAGGAAUAUAAUGAAAGCGUUAUUCAAUAAAAUUUAAAACAAUUUUUGAAUGAUUCAUGGGUUUUAUUCCAAAACAUAGAGAAUAAUCUUCGAGCUACUUGUGCAUUUAUUAGGAGUUAAUUAAGAGUCAUUAUGUGGCAUUGAUUUAAUUUUUUAAACAAUAUGAAACUGCGAAAGUGCGAAAUUAUACUUGCAGCAAUAUCUCUAUGCACUAAUAAAUCUUUAUUAAAUUAUUAAAUUAAAUUACCGCAUGUGGAAUGAUCUCCCACCAAAUUUUUGUCUCAACGAAAACUUAAGUGCAUUCAAUGAACUCUUAAAAGAACUAUUUUUUCAAGAAAUAUU